Lotus japonicus is the source of this 930-nucleotide messenger RNA. RefSeq names its product 60S ribosomal protein L13a-4-like. NCBI's taxonomy places the organism in Eukaryota, Viridiplantae, Streptophyta, Magnoliopsida, Fabales, Fabaceae. Gene Ontology annotation, cellular component: ribosome; cytosolic large ribosomal subunit. The transcript has 4 exons. The coding region runs from base 112 to 732 and encodes 206 amino acids. Gene Ontology annotation, molecular function: mRNA binding; structural constituent of ribosome. The record is from RefSeq and is a predicted model, not a curated record. Gene Ontology annotation, biological process: negative regulation of translation; translation.
GUUGUGUAAUGGGCCUAAAACCCGAAUUUACUCUUUCGUCUUCUUCUCACCAUCGAAUUGCAGACAGAACACCAGCAACAGCAGCAGCCGCCAAAGGCGAAGAGAGUGAGAAUGGUGUCAGGUUCAGGGAUCUGCGCGAAGAGGGUGGUGGUGGAUGCGCGCCACCACAUGUUGGGUCGGCUUGCUUCGAUCGUGGCGAAGGAGCUUCUCAACGGCCAGAAAGUGGUGGUGGUUCGGUGUGAGGAGAUUUGCAUGUCUGGUGGUCUCGUCAGGCAGAAGAUGAAGUACAUGAGGUUUCUCCGGAAGCGUAUGAACACCAAACCUUCUCAUGGUCCUAUCCAUUUUCGUGCUCCUUCCAAGAUUUUCUGGCGCACUCUUCGUGGGAUGAUACCACACAAGACUAAGCGUGGUGCAGCUGCUCUUGAACGUUUGAAGGUGUAUGAGGGUAUCCCUCCUCCAUAUGACAAGGUCAAAAGAAUGGUUGUCCCUGAUGCUCUCAAGGUGUUGAGGCUUCAGAAAGGACACAAGUACUGCUUGUUGGGUAAGUUGUCAUCUGAGGUCGGAUGGAACUACUAUGAUACCAUCAGGGAGUUGGAAAAGAAGAGAAAGGAUAAAGCACAAGUGCUUUACGAGAGAAAGAAGCAACUCAACAAAUUGAGGGUCAAAGCAGAAAAAGUUGCUGAUGAGAAGCUUGGUUCCCAGCUUGAUAUCCUUGCUCCGGUUAAGUACUGAGUAGUCUUUCUUAGUACUUCAAAGUUGUUAUGCUGACUUAUACCAAAAUUGGAACUGCCUCUAAGUUUUGCUGGCGGUUGUAUUUGUCAUUGGAUCCUAGAUCUGAUAAUCUUGGAGGAUUUUUAUUUUUUUACAUUUGUGCUUUGCAGAAAUUUUGCACCAUCAUAGCCUUCUCUCAAUAGAGUAAUUUUUCAAAAA